AUGCUCCAGUACACCCUUUGGAUCUUUUUCUUGGCAACAAUGAAGGCGAGAGGGGAGCUGCCAUUCAUUGCAGAAAACAACGCGGCUAUGAUGGUGAACUGGAAUGCAGUUGAAGAAAACAAGAAACUAUAUGCAAUUUAUGACACAAGUGUGAACGAUCCCGGCAACAUGUCCUUCGUGAAAGAAACUGUGGAUAAAUUGUUGAAGGGCUACGACAUCCGCCUCCGGCCGGAUUUCGGAGGUCCGCCCGUCUGCGUGGGGAUGAACAUCGACAUCGCCAGCAUCGACAUGGUCUCCGAGGUCAACAUGGAUUACACUUUGACUAUGUACUUUCAGCAGUACUGGAGAGAUAAGAGGCUGGCUUAUGCUGGCAUACCUCUGAACCUCACUCUGGAUAACCGAGUGGCAGACCAGCUCUGGGUGCCUGACACGUACUUCCUGAACGACAAGAAGUCCUUUGUGCACGGCGUGACGGUGAAGAACCGCAUGAUCCGCCUUCACCCGGACGGAACGGUGCUCUACGGCCUCAGAAUCACAACCACUGCAGCAUGUAUGAUGGACUUGAGAAGAUACCCAUUAGAUGAACAGAACUGUACUCUGGAAAUAGAAAGCUAUGGCUACACAACUGAUGACAUAGAGUUCUACUGGAGAGGUGGAGAUAAUGCAGUCACUGGUGUGGAGAGGAUUGAACUUCCUCAGUUCUCUAUUGUGGAAUACAGACUGGUGUCAAAGAAUGUUGUCUUUGCCACAGGUGCCUAUCCAAGACUCUCACUGAGCUUCAGGUUGAAGAGAAAUAUAGGCUACUUUAUUCUUCAAACCUAUAUGCCCUCCAUACUGAUUACCAUUUUAUCAUGGGUGUCAUUCUGGAUCAAUUAUGAUGCAUCAGCAGCCAGAGUUGCCCUUGGAAUUACGACUGUGCUGACCAUGACAACAAUCAACACUCACCUGCGAGAGACUUUGCCUAAAAUUCCAUAUGUUAAAGCCAUUGACAUGUAUCUCAUGGGCUGUUUUGUGUUUGUCUUCUUGGCCUUACUUGAAUAUGCCUUUGUCAACUACAUUUUCUUUGGGAAAGGCCCUCAAAGGCAGAAGAAACUUGCAGAAAAAACAACAAAGGCAAACAACGAUCGCUCGAGGUUUGAAGGCAGUCGGAUGGACACCCAUGGAAACAUUCUGCUGACAUCGCUUGAAAUUCACAACGAGGUGGCAAGCAACGAGGUCACCACCAGCGUUACAGAAGCCCGGAAUUCCACAAUAUCCUUUGACAACCCAGGAAUCCAGUACAGGAAACAAAGCUCCCAUCGUGAGAGCCUGGGAAGGCGCUCGUCAGAAAGAACAGGCACCCACAGCAAGAGGGGCCAUUUACGAAGAAGGUCUUCGCAGCUGAAGAUAAAAAUCCCCGAUCUAACGGAUGUGAAUGCCAUCGACAGGUGGUCAAGAAUGGUGUUCCCAUUCACAUUUUCUCUUUUCAACUUAAUUUACUGGCUAUACUAUGUUAACUGAGUGACUUAGUUUUUUUUUAAAGGACUUCAACUAUAACAAGUGAAGUACUACUUGCCUGCAGAGUUUAUAUAUAUAUUUAUAUAUAUAUAUUUAUAUAUAAAAAAUAUAUAUAUGAACUUUUACUAUGUAGACCAUACUCAUGUAUGUGUGAAUACAUGUAGCAAAGAACUAUGUGUACUUUAAAGCACAUACUGCAAAGCAGAAGUAUAUGUAUGCACACACACAUGAACACAUUCAGUCUGAGGUUAUGGACACUUUAACAUAGAAUGCACUUCAGAGGAACUUUUUAAAUUGAAAGGCAGGUGUCGUCAAAGCAGCAAGCCUUGAGAAAAUAAGUGUUGUAUAUUAUCACUACAAAACUUUGAUUGUCAUUGAAAUUUUUGAACAGCUGUAAUCAUGUAUAAAGUCAGUAUUUAGUAACAUCCUUUGUAAAUGCUGCCAUACACACUAAUCAUAAAGCAGUAGAGUUACACUGGUAAGUUUAAAAUAAGUUAUUUGUAUUGCAGAUCCAUCAGCUACCAUUUCAUCAAGCCAAAUUUAUUUUUCUUUGCUAAAAUUUCUUGGGUUUAUAUAUGUCAUAAUACAUCUUCUCCCAAGCCAGGAUGAGCAUAGUUUUUAAUGAUCUCUUGCUUUCUCUUCUGCAGUAAGCAAGCUGAUCAUGGGAGUGUUGUAGGUCUUUGGAGACAUAUACAGGUUUAUAAUAUUUCAAACAAGCAUUUUAAGUGUCCAUCAACAGUGACAUGAAUCUUUUGUAAGUACUGUAAAUGUACAGCACAUUUUCCUUCCCUUGGACUGGUUCCAGCUGCCAUGUCAUUUUGAAACAGAACAGCACAUUUUUAGUAUAAUUUAGCUGAGGAUUCAACUACUGUCAAUGUGUUCUACAUCUGCUGUAGAUUUGAAGAUUGUUAUUCCAGUGAAAGCAUAGAAGAUGUCUCAGGUUAUUUGUUACUUCGACAUGAAAUCACCUAGCUGUAGCCUUUUUUAAACAUUCAUUAAUAUUAUUUAACAUUCUUAUAACAUUGUAUGUUAAUGUAAAAUAUAUUUGCAUAAUAUGCAUAUAAGUAUAUUUUCUCAAUAUUUUUCUUUCCUGUGCUUGCUAUCGUGACCGCAUGUUAUGUCAUAAUUUUGUUUCUGUGAUGUUAUAACUUUUGAUUCUCUAGAUUUGAGCAAAUAGAGCACUUCCAAUACUUUGAUUCAGUAAUGGAGCAUUUUCAUAUUUUAUUUAUAUACUGAAAGUGUAUGCCUACACUUACCAAGGUAGUGUGCUGCCAUCACAGAUCACAAGAAUAUGUUUUGUUUCAGCAUUAACUAUGUUCUUACAUACCCUUCAUGCAAAUGUGACCAUUUUGGGUUUGAUCCCAGUUCGUUCCCUCACUGGGAUUCCAACUUUUUUCAGUCUAGUAGAUUAUAGUCAUCAAGGUAUGCCAAUUUCAGAUCUGUAAACCUAAUUUGUUAUUUAUCAGAACUAAAUAUUUCUAAAGAAAAGAAGAUAUAUUUUUUGUAAAGUGUUUCUAUCAUGUACAUUCUCAAAUAACAACAAGUAGCAUAAAUAGAUCUAAAAAAACAGAAUUCAGGCUUAGCCCUGACAGUUCUCUGCAUGCAAAAUUCCAGUGGAUAUCAAUGGGAUUUUUUGACAGAGAGCUUUGGAUGCUAGUUGGAGACUUCUAUGGGCAAAAGUAUGUGUGGACAUGCAUUUAGCAAAACCACCAAUAUGAAUGAAAGUGAAAAGGCCACCUUGGCUGUGAAACAGCCUCCCCCUGUUCUCACUGAUGCUUGGUUGACCUGUGAGUAGAGCUCUGUGGGUUGCUGCUGUGCACGGCCCAUUGCUGUUCCCAGCCCUGUCUGCAGCUGAUCUGAAGCUUUGCUCUGGGCUGAAACUCCAGCCUAGAUGGGCCUGGCUUGCAGAGGUGUUUCAGUUCUGUGCUCCUGGAGCAGGAGUGGGCCGGGCACAGUGCUGCAGUGCAAUCCCAGCUGGAAUGCUCUCCAGAGCAGGGAUGCUCUGGGCACCGUCAGCGCCGCCGUCCCGCUGCAGCCUUGGCACAGGUGCAGUGGCUGGAGCUGCAGUUUUUAACCACAGCCACAGUGGAACCCAUACAGCUGGAGCAGAAAAACUCGGUGUUUAAAAGCUCCUCAGUAUUAAGUCCCAUUGGUAAAGCACAAUGUAUUGUGAGCGCUCUAAUGUCUCUUCAAACUGUGAAGGGAUUACAGAGCACAUUGUCAUCUUUAUAAUCAAAGUAACUAACAAUUAACACCCUCCCAGAGUACAUAUUAGAUAGAAUUGUUGAAAACCUCUCCCAAGUUUUUAUCUUCAUAGCAAAAUAUGUUUUAAAAAAAGAUCUAAUUUUAAUAAAAAUUAUAAUUGGUAGUCUUUGCUUUAGAAAAAUUUCCCUACUGAAAUUUUCCAAGCAAGUCUUCCUGUAAGUGCCCUAAAAACUUCCCGAAGAAGUCGGAUUUGAGAAUGGUCCUGCCCUCAUGAUUUAACCACAGCACUCUCUUGUCUUCAAGCCACACUUCCUAGAAAUCACAUGGCCAGGCAGAAGCCUUCAAUAAGAAGUGACUUUUUAUUUGUGAUAGAAAUGUGUUUUCCAAAUCCCACUGAAAUCAGUUCUUCAGUGGCUUCAACCAGAAUUUCCAAGAAGGCGGAAAAUUCCUCUCUGUACAGAGUAAAGAGGCAAUGUGGAUUUUUCAGGGCCCUGCAUGUGCAAGAGGGCUGAGUGUCUGAGGACUCUCUCCCUGUCUUACCCUUUGCACUACUGGAGGGCAGCAUCUUACUGCAGCCCCCUUCAGGGAACUGCACUCCCCAUCUUGCCUGUGCUUGCAAGAAGGAGGCAGCCGCACGUUUGAGCUCUUUCAAACAAUUUCACAUUCAUUGGUUUAGUCACAAACAACUUUAACCUUGAACAGAUCCAAGUCUUGGUUUGGCUUGAAAAAAGCCAGCAAAAAAAUCUCACUUGAGGUUAGCACUUCAUCUUACACACACAUUUUUUGUGCCUUUUUUUGCCAAUUCUGUUCCUGCAGUCCCAGCACGACUUCUUACACACAAAAACAAACACACACAACCAUGUUUCAAGAACAGUGUUUGCCUUGACCUCCCAUUUUCUGGCUCUUGACCCUGUGCACUAGCUGCAGUGUAUUAUUUUAACCAUAGAUUGCUCUAAGACUAAAAAUGGUAAUUUCAAUUAAAUCACACCAGAGUAAUGUAUUUCAUAGCUAAUUAACUCCUUUGUAACUCACUACUAUAAAUAACAUUUUCACAUAAUUUGUUUGUAAAAGGCAUUUAAAAAAAAGGAAAUCCAGAACUAUCUUCUGUUAUAGCCGAAAAGGUCAAUAAACUGUAGAAAUACUAUGAUGGUUUAACUCUUAAGUUGAUUUCAUCCCAUUGUAAAGAUAAACUAAAACCCAGUCCCUUUUGCUUAAGGCACAGCUAUGUAUUUUUGGUAUUCUUCUGCAGUGAAAAAAAAGAACAGUAAAAUGGAAUGAUGAAGAGAUGCUUUAUGAAAAUAUUGAUGAAUGAAUAUUAA
Molecule: messenger RNA, 5021 nt
Organism: Oenanthe melanoleuca
Lineage: Eukaryota; Metazoa; Chordata; Aves; Passeriformes; Muscicapidae
Gene: GABRB3
Product: gamma-aminobutyric acid type A receptor subunit beta3
Exons: 10
Coding region: 1-1500 (499 amino acids)
Biological process (GO): signal transduction; regulation of membrane potential; nervous system process
Cellular component (GO): synapse; neuron projection; GABA-A receptor complex
Molecular function (GO): extracellular ligand-gated monoatomic ion channel activity; neurotransmitter receptor activity; GABA-A receptor activity
Source: RefSeq, a predicted model, not a curated record